GUCAGAUCGACAACGCACUCAUUGUGGUAAGAACACUGGUUAAUCGAUAAAUCUAUUGCGCUGAAAGGAGACAGUUAUAGCAGAAGUUUCAAGAUGAAGUUUCUUAUUUCAUUUGUAAUUUUUUACACUUUUGCAGUCUCAGCUCAUGCCGCUGUUUAUUGGACUCGCUGGCUUGACCGAGACAACCCAUCUGGAACUGGCGACUGGGAAACGUAUUCAAGUUUCAAACCCGCUCCCUGCAUACUUGGUUAUAAACCAGUUCGUGCAAACUGCAGAGUGAAGAACAAUAAACAGGCCUGGUAUACAGCAAAUCAAAAGAUAGCUCCUUGCGUGCAGUGCACAUCGAAUGGAAUCGUGUGUAAAAACAGAGACAAUACUCAAUAUUGUAAAGACUACGAAAUCCGGUUUCUUUGUUUCAGACCAUAAGACAUUGUUCAAGAUGCUGAAAAUGUUCUAAAUCAAAGUUUUAAUAAUUUUUUGCCGGUUUGAAUAAAUGUUUUUGUCACUAAAAAACUAUUUUUGUUGUCCUUCUCAAUUUGCGCGCUAACAUCGUUUGAACUAAUGAGCAACGAAUUUAUAUCAAUCGUAUGCGAAUUAAAAAUUCCCAAAUGACAAAAAACCUCUGUUUAUACUCUUUUUAAUGCUCCAUUGCUAUACCGAAUGUUGGCGUUAUCCCGCUUGCUUUCAUGCCAUUUAUCUUCACCGCACGCAUUCCAAGAUGUCACCUUCGGUCUGUUCCUUCCAUUAAACUGUCAUGAUCAAAUAAUGUCACCGUAGGUACUGUGUGAUCAGUGUUCAGAAGUUGUUUUAAAAAAACCCAUGAAAGCAACAAAAAUUUAAGUAUUUUAUAUUUCUUGUAAUUAUAAGCCCGCAUUUAUUAUGACAUGCAAUGUUAUAUAAAACUUGGAAAAUCAAGUUUUCACUUUUAGCAAAAUUUCCCGCUCGUGACCAGUGGC
Dendronephthya gigantea is the source of this 956-nucleotide messenger RNA. RefSeq lists its product as uncharacterized. The coding region runs from base 94 to 426 and encodes 110 amino acids. Lineage: Eukaryota; Metazoa; Cnidaria; Anthozoa; Malacalcyonacea; Nephtheidae. The record is from RefSeq and is a predicted model, not a curated record. The transcript has 5 exons.